Messenger RNA from Gasterosteus aculeatus aculeatus (three-spined stickleback), 2427 nucleotides. RefSeq names its product nuclear transcription factor Y, gamma (gene nfyc). The record is from RefSeq and is a predicted model, not a curated record. Gene Ontology annotation, molecular function: protein heterodimerization activity; DNA-binding transcription activator activity, RNA polymerase II-specific; RNA polymerase II cis-regulatory region sequence-specific DNA binding. Gene Ontology annotation, cellular component: CCAAT-binding factor complex; nucleus. Lineage: Eukaryota; Metazoa; Chordata; Actinopteri; Perciformes; Gasterosteidae. Gene Ontology annotation, biological process: regulation of transcription by RNA polymerase II.
UGUGGAAGGGGGAGGGGUAGAAGAAGGGGGGCCUUGCGCUGCUCUGUCCAGGCUUUUUUUUUUUUUUUUUAAAGAACAGUCCAGUGGAACUAGAGUGCCUUUUGUCUGUUGAUACGAUCAGAGGACCGCAGGAAGUGAAGGAGCUCGAGAGCCUUUCUGUUAACCUCUGUGACUCUUCUUCCUGCUGCUGCUGUUGAUCUCCAGGAGACUUGAGCCGGGCGGUCUGUUUGCCUGUGUUCUGCUCAGCCACGACAGAGCGCUCGACAUGAAGGGCACGGGGAGUAGAGGAUGUCUGCAGAAGCCUUCGGAGCCGGGGGCAGCGAUGCCCAGCAGACCCUGCAGUCCUUCUGGCCUCGCGUCAUGGAAGAGAUCAGGAACUUGACUGUGAAGGAUUUCCGUGUGCAAGAGUUGCCUCUCGCUCGAAUCAAAAAAAUCAUGAAGCUGGAUGAGGACGUCAAGAUGAUCAGCGCGGAGGCUCCCGUCCUGUUCGCCAAAGCGGCUCAGAUCUUCAUCACAGAGCUCACCCUCAGAGCGUGGAUCCACACCGAGGACAACAAGCGGCGCACGCUACAGAGGAAUGACAUCGCCAUGGCAAUAACAAAGUUCGACCAGUUUGACUUCCUGAUCGACAUCGUGCCCCGGGACGACCUGAAGCCUCCUAAACGACAGGAGGAGAUGCGGCAGUCAGUGGCUCCAGCGGAGCCGGUGCAGUACUACUUCACACUGGCCCAGCAGCCCGGCGCUGUGCAGGUGCAGGGCGCGCAGCAGGCCCAGCAGCCCGGCGCACAGACGGCCACGACCAUCCAGCCCGGACAGAUCAUCAUCGCUCAGCCGCAGCAAGGACAGAUGCUGCAAGGGGCCACCAUGCAGCAGCUACAGCAAUUGCAGAUGCUGCAAGGUGCAACCAUGCAGCAGCUACAGCAUGUGCAGCUGCAGUCACAGGGCACACCCAUCACGAGUGCGCCUGUGGCGAUGCAGGUGGGUGAGGGCCAACAAGUACAAAUUGUCCAGGCUUCGGCUGCUCAGGGUCAAGCUCAGACAGCUCAAGCCCAAGGCCAGACCAUGCAGGUCAUGCAGCAGAUCAUCACCAACACUGGGGAAAUCCAGCAAAUCCCGGUGCAGCUAAACACGGGUCAGCUCCAGUACAUCCGUCUGUCCCAGCCUGUGUCCGGAGCUCAAGUGGUCCAAGGACAGAUCCAGACGCUCGCCAACGCUCAGCAGAUCACACAGGCAGAUGUACAGCAAGGACAGCAGCAAUUCAACCAGUUUACUGAUGGACAGCAGUUGUAUCAGAUCCAGCAGGUGACGAUGCCGGCGGGACAGGAGUUGAGCCAACCGAUGUUCAUUCAGUCCACCAACCAGACAGUCGAUGCACAGGUCACGCAGGUCACCACCGAAUGAGCCCAGCGGGCAACCUUUUUCUCCACUCACUCACUCACACACACGUGCACACACACACACACACACUCACACACACGUGCACACACACACACACACACACACACAUACACACCAGCCCGUUCGAGGCAAACCGAUGCCACCGACCUGGACGAAAGGACGCUCGAUAAACUUCAAUUGUAGGGCCCGCUCAUCUAGACGAGGGAGCUGAAAUGUUAUAACACUCUUUGUAAUAAACUUGGUACGCGGGAUUAAAAACGGAAACCAAAGGACACCGAUUGACGCUCUCGAAUUGACAUGUUAAGUUGCAUCCAUGCUUAGAUGCGGCUGACUUUUUGUACUUUUGUCACCGACCGUCCGUGGACAAAAAUAUGCAUCCACUGCCGCGGCCCCUGAUAGCCGUCUCUCCGCAGAGCGACUCAGCGAUACCGCCAUGGCGAUACUUCAAAGAUCUCUCAAACAGAAGAAAGUGUUUUUUUCCUGGCGCUUUUCUUUUUGCUCUUUAUUUGGAAAUGAAUUGGGGAAGUGUGUGUGUGUCUCUCUCUCUCUCUCCAUGAUAUGCUCCUGGUCUAUCUGAAUCAUACCCUCCAUAUUGUUUCCCAUGUAGUUGACAGAUGAAGUGAAGCCAUAUACCUCAGAUAUCACUUUAAGGGAUCUUGAGAAGAGGUUAUACGUUUCAACAAUUUCAUGUAGUUUCUCUUGUUUUUUUUCUCCACCACAUUGAUAAUGAAGCAUGACUUUAAGGGGCUUUACCAUUUACCAAACCCCCCCACCUUUUCAUAGAACUUCCUUUUUUCAAUACAAUUGAUUGUCUUUUGGUUUCAAGAUGAUGUUUUGGUCUCGUAUCCUCCCGCUCAUUUUUUUUGUACAGUAAUGAUUAUUGUCAAUGUUCUUAUUGUUGUUUUUGCAUGUAGUUUAAACUGCCAGCAUGACAUGCAAUAGAUGGGUACAAUUUUAUUUUUGGAUGAUCCUUUUUGUAAACAGUUUGUGAGAAAAAUAAAUAAAAAAACACAACUUGUCAAAUAGUCA